AUGUUUUCUCUGAUGUUACUGGUACAGCUACUAUUGCUUUGGUUUCCACUUGCUUGCGCCAAGGAGCUGCUGGACGUUUUCACAUCGUUAAGCACUAGUACCCCAAAUGGUAAUACUCCAAGAGUUCCGUGGGCCGCGUCCAUGCAAUUUUUAAUCACACCAAGUAUGGAUGCCAGAGCUCAGGAUACCUUUUCAUUAGACUUGCCCUGUACCCUCCUGGUUUAUGGGACCAACGGAGGCUCGUCAAUUGAUAUGAUUGAUCAAUCUGGAAAUAGUUUUGCAACCUGUGAACUAAUUAAUGGUUACCAUACCGGACCUUCAAGAAUUACCUGUACUUUGCAGCAGGAUGUAUUCUAUUCACCGGGACAGAUUAAUUUUGGAUUUGCUUGGAAUGUCGGCCAGUCGCCAAACUCAUAUUCACUCCAGUGCGCUGCCUCUUUUACAAGUCCCAGAAAUACCAUAACCUGGGGUGGGCAAUCUACGACAGUCACCAUCAAUAGAGAAAGUUUCUAUCAAAGCUCGGGUAUGGACAUGAGCCAUACUAUAAGUGCAAGCGCUGUUGACACGUACUAUUUGGGAUAUACUUGUUCAAGGACUUUUUCAGAAACGAUCGAACUCCAACUAAGAGGUAGUCCUUCAAGAACAGGAAGUAUUGUCUCGUGCGCCAAUGUAGAUGUUUACAUGACAAAUUCGCUGAAUUACUGGUAUAUGCCUAUGACUGCGGAGGCACUUCCUAGCUCAUCUACAGUUAACUGCGACGUUCGUACCAAUACAAUUACCAUCAAUGCAAACAAUAUACCUGCUGGUUACCAUGUUUUUGUAAAUGCAUUCCAAAGUAGACAAUUUCUUUCACAGGAAACCAUUCAGAACACUUUCAUAGAUACCAUAUAUUGUCGGAAUAGUCCAAAUACAAAUCGAUAUUCCAGAAGCUGGAAUUUCAUCAGGGGAAGCGGUAAUGGUGCUGCAAGCAUGCAAAUCAGUCUACCAACAACAAGAACAACAUCAUGGACUGGGACAGGCACAACCACAUAUCUAACGACACAAACAUCACCUAGAACGACAGUUGAAAUUAUAGUUGGUACACCGGAAAUCAGUUCUACGACAUACACCCCAUGGACUGGUACUUUCACCAGCACCUAUGCUACUUCUACGACAUUUCACAGGCAGUGA
Messenger RNA from Zygotorulaspora mrakii, 1170 nucleotides. RefSeq lists its product as uncharacterized. NCBI's taxonomy places the organism in Eukaryota, Fungi, Ascomycota, Saccharomycetes, Saccharomycetales, Saccharomycetaceae. The record is from RefSeq and is a predicted model, not a curated record. The transcript has a single exon. Gene Ontology annotation, biological process: cell adhesion. The coding region runs from base 1 to 1170 and encodes 389 amino acids.